CCUCAGCGCUCACGACCACCACAUCGAAACAGCAUGGCGACCAAGAUCCCCCAGUUCGAGCACUCGUCCAUGGACAGCGUGGCGCCGACGUGCGCCACGGUCCGCAAGUCGUUCCUCGCGCACAAGACGCGCCCGCUCGAGUACCGCAUCCAGCAGCUGCGCAAGCUGUACUGGGGCUUCAAGGACAAUGCCGCGCUCAUCGAGGAGGCGUGCAUGAAGGACCUGGGCAAGUCGCAGUUCGAGACGUACCUGACCGAGAUCUCGUGGGUCAUGAAUGACUGCAUCUGGAUGGCCAACAACGUCGAGCGCUUCGCCAAGGACGAGAAGCCCGCCGACAUUGCCUUCACCAACAAGUUCAUGGGGCCGCGCAUCCGCAAGGAGCCGCUUGGCGCUGUUCUUAUUAUCGGCGCAUACAACUUCCCCAUCCAGCUGACCAUUGGGCCGCUCAUUGGCGCCAUUGCCGCGGGCUGCACCGCCAUCAUCAAGCCGUCCGAGGCCGCCCCGUACGCCGCGAGCGUGAUGCAGAAGAUCCUCGCCGAGUCGCUGGACCCCGAAUGCUACACGUGCGUCCAGGGCGCCGUCCCCGAGACGACGGCGCUGCUGGACCAGAAGUGGGACAAGAUCUUUUACACGGGGUCUGAGAACGUUGCAAAGAUCAUUGCGAAGAAGGCCGCCGAGACGCUCACACCACUGACGCUCGAGCUGGGCGGCCGCAACCCUGCCAUCAUCACCAAGCACGCCGACCCCAAGCUGGCUGCGAAGCGUCUGUUAUGGGCCAAGACACUCAACGCCGGCCAGGUCUGCGUCAGCCAGAACUGCACCUUCAUCGACCGCGAGCUGGUCCCGGCCUUCAUCCGCGAGAUGCAGAACGCGCUGAACGAGUUCUACCCCAACGGCGUGCGCAACUCGCCCGACUACGGCCGCAUCGUCAACCAGCGCCAGUUCCAGCGCAUCAAGAAGAUGCUCGACUCCACCAACGGCAAGAUCGUCAUCGGCGGCACCAUGGACGAGGCCGACCUCUUCAUCGAGCCGACGGUCGUGCAGGUCGAGAGCAUGGACGACGCCCUGCUCCGCGACGAGAGCUUCGGCCCGCUGCUCCCCAUCCUGCCCGUCACCGACCUCGACGAAGCCAUCAAAAUCGCCAACGAGGUCCACGACACGCCCCUCGGCACCUACGCCUUCGGCACCAAGGCCGAGAUGCAGAAGAUCCUCGACUCAACCCGCUCCGGCGGCGCCUCGCUCAACGACGGCUUCUUCCACGCCUCGAUCCCGACGCUGGCGUUCGGCGGCGUGGGCUCCUCGGGCACCGGCGCGUACCGCGGCAAAGCGUCCUUCGACGCCUUCACGCACCGCCGCAGCAUCACGACCACGCCCGCGUGGAUCGAGAGCAUGAUGGACGUGCGCUACCCGCCGUACACGUCGGCCAAGCUGAAGAAGUUCUCCGGCAUGAACGAGCUCAAGCCCAACUUCGACCGCGAGGGCCGCAGCAUCGGCUGGGCCGGGUGGCUGCUCGGGCUCGUCGGGCUCAAGGGGCUGGCCGUGCUGAUUGCCGCGUUUGGCAUCCGGGCGUACCUGCAGCGCCGCGCGAAGUUGUAGCCGGGGUGGCGUACUAGAUACCAGUUUGAUAGCGCAGUUUUAUCCAGCUUUUUUGUUGCAA
Boeremia exigua is the source of this 1657-nucleotide messenger RNA. Its product is annotated as Aldehyde/histidinol dehydrogenase. Lineage: Eukaryota; Fungi; Ascomycota; Dothideomycetes; Pleosporales; Didymellaceae. The transcript has 3 exons. Gene Ontology annotation, cellular component: cytoplasm. Gene Ontology annotation, biological process: aldehyde metabolic process. The record is from RefSeq and is a predicted model, not a curated record. The coding region runs from base 34 to 1596 and encodes 520 amino acids. Gene Ontology annotation, molecular function: aldehyde dehydrogenase (NAD+) activity.